Penicillium antarcticum is the source of this 1143-nucleotide messenger RNA. RefSeq lists its product as uncharacterized. The record is from RefSeq and is a predicted model, not a curated record. Bases 1 to 1143 code for a protein of 380 amino acids. Lineage: Eukaryota; Fungi; Ascomycota; Eurotiomycetes; Eurotiales; Aspergillaceae. The transcript has a single exon.
AUGCUAUCAGGGAGCGCCAAAACUCUGCUCAAUGUCGAUGCGUUUCAUGGACCACCGAUAGCAUGGGCUAGGAAUUUGAAACUUGAUCAGCCAAUGGUCGAUAUCUUCAUUGAGCCCGACACAGAGGGCACAUUACUUGAGGAACAAUGGCGGAGCUGGGCCCAUCGCCAAGAGAUUAUUCGCGUGAUGCAUGCACUUUACAUCGUGGACGCCGAACUUUCCAGCAUUCUACACCAUGAGCCCAUUCAGAACUUUGAAUCAUACACCUUCUCCCCAACAUGCUCAAUGACUGUGUUCAUGGCACCGAACUCCACCGAUUGGAAACAUAAACACCUAACAGAGUCUCACCAACCUGGGGAUCAGCCGUCUUCGAUUGACGGUCGAGUUCUGUUUUCCGACCCGAAUAGCCUUCGCCAAAUCCCCGUUCAUAGCCGAUUUACUGCCUAUGCUGUGUUAGAAGGCAUCAGCAUGCGAGUCAUUUCGUCACGGAAAACGCGCGUCGAACAAGUUCCAACCUCCAUAGAAUUCGAUAGCCUUCUCACUGCAUUCUAUACUCGAUUCUUGGAGCGUCGAGAACAGCAUUCAAGAAAUGACCCCCUUCAGUUGGAAAUUCUUUGGCAUCUUGUCUACAUGGAAACAUCUGCAGAUUUCAAUCUUCUAGAAAAGGCUAUCGGCCGUGAAGGUACUCGGCUAGAACUAGCUGAGCUUUCAGCUAUUCUAGCCUGGGCGACUUCUCAAGAUGCCGCUCGAGCGAUCCUUCAUGCGUCCAUGAUCCAAAAACAUGUUCUAGCCAUGAGUGUUGUAUCGGAAUUUGCGAUACAUGUCCCACGCGCCCUCUUCUGGGCAGGUUUGGCUAUAAUCUGCUACAUGCGCUUUGGGUCCAAGUCAAAUACUCCACCACACUCUUCACCCUUGGGACCCCAUCGCUUUCCAGAGUUUGCUUUGUUUGGCAUGAAAGAUUCUACAUCCAUUGGUGGGACAGGUGAGCAUGGGAUCGAUGAUGUUUUCUCCCAGAAAACCUUUCUCUUCUCAAUUAUUGAUCUACUGGACCGCAUUGGACAUUGGGAGCUUUCCCGCAAAUUCGCCGAUAUUCUCAGGGCUGCUACCGCCUUUGUAUCUGAUAAUUAUGAAAUCCGAGUUUAG